AAAACUCCCCCUUCGCUCUUAUUUUCAGUUCACUUCAAACCUCCCGUCCGUCUAUCCAUCACUCCGUCGCGCGCGUCCAGGUGUGGUGACGAUGACAACGCGGAAGUGUGUGUUGAUGUUGUCAACAGCGUAGGGAGCCGCUGUAGUGAGUCCACUGUCCUGCAGCCAGACACGAUGUCCAACGACGACGGUAUCCGAUACUGCCACAGAUGCUCCUAUAUUUUCCUCAAAUUCACCCUGUUCGCUUAUGCCAUCAUCUGGUGGUUGAUAGGCGGCUUCAUUCUGGCCAUCGGCAUCUAUGCUGAGGUGGAGCGACAACGCUUCAAGACCCUGGACGGAGUAUUUUUGGCCCCGGCUAUUAUCCUGAUCCUUCUGGGAAUCAUCAUGUUUGUUGUUUCGCUCAUUGGAGUCCUGGGGUCACUCAGGGACAAUCUAACCCUACUGAAAGUGUUCAUGUACACCCUGUCUGUGUGUCUGAUCCUGGAGCUGCUAGGAGGAAUAUUAGCGUUGGUGUUCCGCAACCAGACGGUGGAGUUACUGAACAAGAACAUCCGAAGAGGCAUUGUGAACUACUAUGAUGACCUGGACUUCAAAAACAUCAUGGACUUUGUACAGAAGAAGUUUAAGUGUUGUGGAGGUCAGGAGUAUUCAGACUGGUCGGUCAACAUGUACCACAACUGUUCUGCACCUGGUCCACUGGCCUGCGGAGUCCCAUAUACCUGCUGCAUUACUACUAAGCCUAAUGAAGUGGCCAACACUCUGUGUGGGUACAAGGUGUUGGAUAAAGAGCGUUUAGCCUUGAUCGAAACCAUCCACAUCAGAGGCUGCACUGAUGCUUUCUUCCUCUGGCUGAUGGAUAACUAUAAGAUUAUGGCUGGACUGCUAUUAGGAAUCCUACUGCCUCAGUUCUUCGGUGUGAUAGUCAGCUGGCUGUACACGACUCGUGUCGAAGACGCCAUCAGUGAGUACGGUCACUACAUGGACCUUCUGGACUCAAGUGAACAAACAAGAGCAGCCAAGAGCCAUGGCCGCGUGGCCAAAUGGUUCAAGUGUAUGCCAGAUUACGACUGAUGAAGGCAAAAAAACAAAGAGCAGCAAAUGGACUCCAUCCAACUCUUUCAGUUGAUCCAGAUACUGCUACAGCCACUGUGACAAGAAAACAUGUUUUGAUUGUUGUUGUUUUUUGUUUGUAUUUUUUGGGAAGAAGGAAUUUUUCAGCAACCAGAGAGUUUGAUAUUCAAGUGUUCCUUUUUUAGAUUUUAAUCUAUCCAACACACACAUGUUUGCAGGGCCCACUGUAGUGUUAAUUAUUAAUUACUGUGUUAACAUACAGUGUACUAAUGCAUGAGUGGGUGAUGAGAGCUCAUUUAAAGAGGUGCUUUUAGCUGCAGUGUGUCCAAGAGAGUCUCAGGGAUAAACACAGGAACAGAUACAACCACUCCAGCUUCUGGUUUUAUAAUAUGACAUAAAAUUAAUUUCAUCACACGACAAUAUACUGCACUGACUUCUUCAUUCUUACCUUUUUACCUGUGCUUAUUGCUGAUUAUUUUGCUACCAGUUAAUGCAUUGCUUGGCUCCUUUAUACAACCUCUGAUGCAGUGGGUCCUAUUAUUCAACCAUUACUGUUGCCAAAAACUCUAAUGCAAGAUGUUUUAGACUGAGACACGAUGUCUGUCAUGGAAUAGCAGAACAUGUUUGCCUUAUCUGUAUAUAAAAGUGAAAAUACUUGGAUAUCUGGGACUAAAAAAAUAUUAUUUUGAAAAACAAGCCUUAUCCCCUUAUGAGUGCUGACUGAAUUUUCACGUUUCCAGCACAACAAGUUGUAGUCUGGAAUGCUCACUUUUUUUUCUUCAUCAGACCCUUAACUUUAACUCCUCCAAAAUACAUUGCCUAUCCAUCCUCAGUCACCUUACUGGUAUAAUGUAAAAAUGAAGAAAAAAGCUGACCUUACACCAAGUCUGCUGCUGCAGGAUGAUCAGUUUGAUGUUGAUUUAAAAGAUGAAUGCUGUGCCGCUGCCAUAACAAGAUGAUAUCUCAGGGUUAUUGUUAAAGUACAACUUUGCCGAUUUUCAGUCAUCUCUUCAUCACUGCAGCACGGGCAGCACAUGCAGAUGAAUGUCAUCUGGCCUCCCUCCAUGCCGCCAGCACCCACAGCUCCCCAUUCGCCCGGCCUGAUACUGCCUGUGCUGCAGUGACAAUAAGAGGGUUUUUUUUAAAUUGACAAAAUUUUCAAUUUAUGUACAGCAACCAUUCAUCCUAUAAACUAUAGAUGGACCCCCUCCUUGCAACUUUUCUUUGAGUUUUACAGAUAUGCAUUUGGUAUGACAUAAGUGAUAAAUAUGACUUUAAUGUGCUACCUAACUUUAGUUUUAAUGUGAAGUUGUAAACUGAGAGCAAAUAUGCCAUCUUUGUGGAAGUAGAUAUGUUUUUUUUAUUUUUAUGUGACUUCCCACUACGGGGGCAUUUCAGUAUCCAUACUACCUUACUUUUUAACAUGCCAGAAAGAUUUAGUCUGUCCCAAUAUAUAGUAUGUCAAAUGCAUUAUACCAAAAAUACCAGGAUGUCCUCCUACACCAUGUCGCAUUUUGCAUAAUACAAGCCAUGAUGCUUCUCUGGCUUUUCUGACCCGCAAUUCUCUGCAAACCAUGUACAUGAGCAAAAGGCUCAAAGCUCAAGGCUCAGUAUAAUGACAGCAUAGUAUAACCGAAUUGUUUGCAUACUGCAUGCAAAAGUAUGUUCUCUGUAAGGGCAGCUGCAGUAAGUACUAGAAGUAGGAAGAAUGAAUACAUGAUUUUGAAAGCAGAAUACAUUCUUGAUGAUAUUUCUAUAUACUGCAAUGUACUUAAAUUAGAGCUAAAACAUGUUUGCAAGCAUUUCAAGUUGUUUUUUACAGUCAUUGCCUCCAUUUAAUGGAGGACUUACCAAUAUUUAUACAUUAGUCUGUUUGCACUGGGUCUAAUAGAGAUUACCAUGACUUUAUUCUCAUUAGUUUGGUCACACGUCAGAGCCAAAUAUCUAAUAAUCCAGAGUGAAUAAUUCAACUUUUUUUUAUUUUAACCCUAUUAACACAUUGAGUUGUCCCUCAUGAGAAUCAGCAGUAUAAAACUCAGCAUUUUUAUAUUUUUUAUUACACUAAACAUCUAUUGACUCAGCUCAAAUAGAAAAUAUAACUGUUCUUGACAUUUUAUGGCCUGUUUUGUCAUUAGUUCUUGUAAAGUCUAAGCAUACUGUAUUAUACUUGUAACCAAAGAAAGUAAAUUCAGAACUUGCUGCCGGUACAGUAGGAAGAUGCUUCUUAAACAUGUUACAUGACAUAAAAAACAUUCGCUGACUGUAAUGACCUAGUCUACAAUCACAGGACUUAAACACUCCAGUUAAAGUGCCAAUGUUAUCACUUUAAAGGAGUAACAUGAUACACAAAUGUUUUCCGAAGUGAUCCUUUGUCAUUUGUUUCAGUUGCGAGGACAUUCAGCAUGCCAGCUCUAUGUAUACUGUGUACUGUGUGCACAUCAUUUGUCAUGUGUAUAUACUUUUACAAAGGUGGCUUCAAUGGGAUUUGCAUGAUCUGUUUUUAAAAGUUAGCUGUAUUAUGAGUUUGAUAAGUCGCACAAAACCACAUUUUCUCAAAGAAGUAUUUUGUCAAGUUGUUGUUUUGUGUGGCUGAGGGUGGAAAAUAAAGUGAUUAAAUACUGUU
Centropristis striata (black sea bass) is the source of this 3694-nucleotide messenger RNA. RefSeq names its product tetraspanin 15 (gene tspan15). Lineage: Eukaryota; Metazoa; Chordata; Actinopteri; Perciformes; Serranidae. The coding region runs from base 175 to 1071 and encodes 298 amino acids. The record is from RefSeq and is a predicted model, not a curated record. Gene Ontology annotation, cellular component: membrane. The transcript is spliced from 8 exons.